AUGUCCAACACAGAUUCAGACAGCUUUGUCAAUAUAUCUUCCUUUCUCGGUUCGGGCAGCGACAUCUCUAAAGACCAGAUGAAGACGGAUGUUGUCUCACCUUCCACGUCUCACGGACACAAUGAAGAGCAGCUCACAGACCUUCCUAACGAAUGGAAAGUUCCCUCAGAUCCCCGCCUUCGGGGCUGGUUCACCUUCUGCGGCUUGUUUCUCAGACAGCCUGAUCUGGAGGAAUUGUGGCAGGAGGUGAGAAAGGCGAAUGGCUGGAAGAAGUAUAACCAGCGCUUGCGCGAUGCGGUGAUGUGGAUCCAAGAGGGCCAUGUUUUAUUACGCGCUGAUAUGCAUGUCGAUCCAGUUCUCCUGCAUGGAGUGUGUUACAGUGCGUCGUUCAAGUUCACCAGCGCGAUGAUGGAGGCAAUUGAGGAUGCCAAACAGAAGGGCGAGCAAGUAUCCAAGCUGAUGGGAUUAGAGGUCCUGUGUCACGUCGGUUGCUUUCGCAUGAUACGGUUUUCUCUCGCCUACUCUUCAGCGUUUCUCGCGGGUGGUCUCUGUAUGGUUGCUCUGGGGGUGAAUGGAUUUAUAGCCACUGGGGUGGCCAUCACGGUCGGCAUACUCUCAGACGCGACUUUUAUGAAGAAACGAGCCAAGGAUAAGGUCGUAUCGACGACCGAUGGCUUUGGUACUCCUCCGGACGAAAUCGAUGUUGAUCUCUGA
Molecule: messenger RNA, 714 nt
Organism: Suillus paluster
Lineage: Eukaryota; Fungi; Basidiomycota; Agaricomycetes; Boletales; Suillaceae
Exons: 5
Coding region: 1-714 (237 amino acids)
Source: RefSeq, a predicted model, not a curated record